Messenger RNA from Harpegnathos saltator (Jerdon's jumping ant), 4179 nucleotides. RefSeq lists its product as uncharacterized. The record is from RefSeq and is a predicted model, not a curated record. Bases 138 to 3911 code for a protein of 1257 amino acids. NCBI's taxonomy places the organism in Eukaryota, Metazoa, Arthropoda, Insecta, Hymenoptera, Formicidae. The transcript is spliced from 12 exons.
CCUCCGUUUGUCCGUUGAUGGUUGUCUUUUUGAUUUUCUUCUUUGCGCUCUCGCUUCGCACGCUCGCUUCGCUCUCUAUCUGCUUUUUAUCCUGAACGUCUGUCGCCAUCUUACGCAUACUCUUACAAUAUUUUUUCAUGGCAAACAAAACUGAGACUACAUUCGGCGAUCUUGAAAUGGAUGAACGUUAUAAGAAGCUAGAACGCUGUUUGAAAUUAGCUUUGCUAAAGAAGAAUGUACAUAAUAAUAUCGAGCAAUCUAUAUCAACCUGGUCUAAUAUAUCGAGCAUUAAUGCAAAUACCAUGGAUUCUAGUUGUGUAACUCCAUCCCUGCAACUUUUGGGCAUUAAGAAUGAGGUUAUAGCCUCUAGUAAUAAUCUAAAAAGUAUACUUCCAAAAGAACAAGCUUGUAAUACUAACAGAAGAAAGAUAGCUACUUCUAGUAUAAAAUCAAGCAAGAACAUUAAACAGGAUAAUAUUGAUCAAUGCAUAAUGCCACCUCCAACAGUAAACAAAUUAUAUCAUGCUUCAAAGAAAAUACAGAAUAGGCCUUGUACAUUAUCAGAACGCAACAAAUCUAUAUCAAUGCCAUCCAACAAUUCAAUUGAGUCUUUUGAGAUAAAUAAUGUUCCAUUUAAAAAUUCAAAUACUGAUACUAGAAGCUGCAUAUCUGCUAACAUAUGUAGUGACAAAGAACACCUGCAUUCUUCCAUUGUACCAGAAACAGCUGAUGAUUUGCCAAAGCUUGAGAGAAUAUUUUCAAAAUGGAAAGUUAUGUUAAAUGACCAAUAUCAGUUAAUAAUCAAAGGAACAUUAGAAUGCGGCAAAGUUGCACGGAGUAAAUCAGUUAUAAGAAGAUAUUCUACUACAUGCAUUGAAUCCAUUUUCAAACACAAAUAUCAUCUUCAAGGAAAUCUUACUGAUGACAGAAAUGAAUUACCAGCUUAUAUUCGUGGAAAAUUUCACAAUGGUUUUCCUGAUGAUUGGGAGAAUGUUUAUCAAAUAUGGAGGACAUUUGUCAGUCAAGGAUGUCCAAUAACAUUUCGUUGGCCAACACCUAUCACUGAUAGCGACGACGAUUUAAAAAGCGAAGUGACAGAUCAAACAUAUAUAUGCAGGAAUAAUACUCCGAUGAAAUCUUAUAAAAUGAUUGAAUCCACUGCGCAAGUAAUUCAAUCGAAAACUUUGCACAAUAGAUCGUCAGAGAAUAUAGAGAAAUAUAAUUGUACACGUAAUACUCAAAGUCACGAAAAGUACACGUUCAUAAAGCCUUCUGUUCCUAUGAAUACACAAGCAAGCAGUGCAGAUAUUGAGAAAAACGAACAAAAUAUUGAAACAGACAUAAAUCAACUAUUCAGUCCCGUCAAGAAGACAAAUAAAUUGAAAGACAUUCUCCAGGAGGAUAAGCUGAAUAUCAUUAUUAACAACUUGGCGGAUAGGAAUUGUUCUCCGAAAUAUAUUGACAAGAUCAUUGAGAUGUUCGAUUGCUUAGAUUAUGUAAUGUCUUACAGAACAGAAACUGAACGUAGUUACAACGAAAGUUAUGAAAUACCCAAAUCGGAAGCGAUUCCGCUACAACAGAUACUCGUGUGCAAUAAGGGUAAUUGUAUGAAUGACAAUGAACUUGAGAAACGAGCAGAACUGAAAAGCCAUUCCACCGAUCUAGGAUAUGGAAGUAUAAAGAACAAUACCUAUCCUAGCCAGUUAAACUUGAAUAUGAAAGACAGCGUCGAGGCAGAAUACGAUAAACAUGAAGACUCCGAUCAAUCUGAAAGCGAAAUUUAUGCAGGCAUACCGAAAAUCUCGAUCGAGCGCGUCCUACAAGCGAAAAAAGCGUCGAGAAAGUUACCGAAGCGUAAGGUAAGAAAGAAAACGAAUCGAUCGGAUCAGCAGAUACACGCGGUGAAUGACCAGUGCGACGCGAAUGUUAAACAGCAAUUCGUUCACCUUGCAGUUCCUACGGCUAAUUUCGAGAAGAAAAAUCCAUUUCCUGAUGAAUCCAGCAUUAGCAUCACGAAUAAAGAAAUGGAAAUGGAAAACAUAAGAACACAUCGCGAAGCAGCGAACGUUGUUGAAGAAUCGCCGAAAGCGACUUUAUACAGCCAUCAGUUACUGAGAACGGAUUUUAACGUUCGCACAGGGAAGACGGUUGAUCCUACAACGCGUGUUCAAUGUAAUUUACACGAACGGCUGCACGGUUUGUUUCAGCCACAAAGAAUUCAGCCGAACUUUCUUACAAAGCAACAAAAAUCGCGUGGAAUGGAAGAAGAGCAGUUGCUGCUUACGGACGUCGAUUACGCAACCAAUUGCAACGUCGAAAAAAACAUCGCGGCUAAUAACAAAUCGGCCGGAGUAGAAAUUCAUGCUGAUUUGUGCCAAGAUGAUGUGACGAUUCUCAGUGACGAGAGUGACAACGAUUUCCCCGAGAAACUUUAUGUCUCGCGAGAAUCGCAUAAGAAAUUCAUCGAACUACCGAAAAGCGAGACUGCAGUUAACAAGUCCAAACCUAUCGUAGUCUCGUCGAUACCGGUGAAUUUGAAUUUAAAAAUAACUAAAGCAGAUGUGCACAGAUCUGCAAAGUCGCAUGACUCGGAUAUAAGCAUCACAGACAACGAAGACAAGAAAAAAUCCACGAUUACCCGGCCGACAGAAAAAACUCGCAAGGUCUCACCGAAAAAGUCCAUCACCGCGAAACCUGUGAUUGUCGCGAACAAAUCGCCUUCCAAGGCAACAACCACUGACAGCAUGAAAGAAGAUCAUGCAACGUCAAAUACUGAUAUUAAGAAUGAAGCUCACAAUAUGAAUCCUGCUGAUGCGGUUAUACCUACAACGACUACAACCAGACGACCCAAGAAGCAUGAAAAUAAUCCUAAAGUAUUGACCGCGUGGGCGCCGAAAGUAGUGUGUCAUUUCGCUUCCAAGAAUAAAUUAGGUUUGAGUUUUCAAGGAAAACUGCUCAACGAAGUUGGCUACGUCGUGCAUAGGAACUUCACAACGGAUAUUGUGCUCAGGCGAUUGUCACCAACAUUGAUUGAAACGGUGAAUUACGAACUCUAUCAGCUUCUUGGACCGGUGAACGAGAAUAAACAUGUUAUUUCCAAGGAACUCUUGAAACAAUGUCGUAAUGGAUGCCCUGCGAAAAUCGAACAAUUUUGCCUAAUGUGGAAGUCAUUGCAACAGGAAGAAGUCGAAAAAAAGUCUCACGAUUCUACAAUGGACUCACUGAGUAUAUCCAUUAGUUCAAGAGGUCGUAGGAUCUUGCCACCACUGUGUUACUGGACAGGCGAACGAAUAACUUUGAAAGACAACACUCCAAUCUAUAACUUAGGCCAUUCACAAGAAUCAACUUCGCUGAAUGAGAGCCCGAGGAAGAACAUCAAAAAGAAUAAGGAGCAACAAGCAAAUUCAGGAAACGUAUCAAGGAAAAAUAGUGUGGCUAAACAGUUACACAAAACAAAUAAGGUUUCCAGUAUGAAUAAAAAUCAGACAAUCGUUAUCGACAAUCGUUAUCUCUCCGCUAAAUCAUCUAAAGAUAAAGCUACGAGUAACGCGAGAAAAUCUAAAAAAUCUAUAGCCCAUGGGAAACAAAGCACAGCAAAACGAUUGACAUGCUCAUCAAGCGAUGCUGAAUACGAAGAAGAACAGGUGUCUCCGCGUAAGCGCUUACGUAGCUCUCGAUCAAACACGAAUGGAGAUGCAAAAGUACAACAAUCGAGAUACAGUAUGAGAAAACGACAGAAGAUGGAGGGAUCCUUCAGCAGAGAAUCGUGCGACGAUACUAAUAAGUCCAAGCACAACAUAGCGCAUUGCUCACCAACAAAGAAACCUUACGAGCAAUGUAUGGUCUAUGCUUAUCAUCAAGGUAUUCCGCAAGAGGACUUCUUAUCGGAGAAUCAGGCUUCUCCUAUAUAAUGCGCAGCAAUAUAAUUAUUUGAUAAAUAUAUUUUUGCAAAUGAUAUUCAUAACAAAUGUGGAUUAAAAAAAAAUAUUUUUUCUACGUAUUUGUCGGUUCUGAAGUUAUUUAUAUAUUAUUCCUCUAAGGUAUUACACAUAUAUUGUUUAUAUUUUGUGAAUGUACAAGUGAUGUGUCAAUAUUCCCCCCUUUAUUAUUUUUUAGUAAAAAUACUUAUGUAAAUAAUUGUAAAACAGGGAAUAAAGAGGCAGAAUAUUUGAAGCACAA